AUGCAACUCCAUGAUAUUGAGCAGUGUGACAAAUCCUUCACAUCAUCAGGAUAUUUAAAGAUUCAUCAGAGAGUUCACACUGGAGAGAAACCUUACAGCUGUGAACAAUGUGGGGAAACCUUUUCUCAGAGUAGUCACCUUAAAACUCACCAGCGCAUUCACUCUGGAGAGAAGCCAUACAGCUGUGAACAAUGUGGGGCAGCUUUCACAGUACUGAGUGCGCUGAAAAGACAUCAACGCAUUCACACUGGAGAGAAACCUUACACCUGUGAUCAAUGUGGGACAGCUUUCACACUAAAGAGUGCCCUAGAAAGACAUCAACGCAGUGACACUGGAGAGAAACCUUACAGCUGUGAUCAAUGUGGGACAGCUUUCACACUACGGAGUGACCUGAAAAGACAUCAACACAUUCACACUGGAGAGAAACCUUACUGGUGUGAACAAUGUGGGAACAUGUUUUCUGAUAGUGGUCAUCUUAAAAGACACCAGCGCAUUCACACUGGAGAGAAGCCGUACAGCUGUGAACAAUGUGGGGCAAUGUUUUCUGAUAGUGGUCAUCUUAAAACUCACCAGCGCAUUCACACUGGAGAGAAGCCAUACAGCUGUGAACAAUGUGGGAAAACGUUUACUAAUAGUAGUCACCUUAAAAGACACCAGCGCAUUCACACUGGAGAGAAGCCAUACAGCUGUGAACAAUGUGGGGAAACCUUUUCUCAGAGUAGUAACCUUAAAAGACACCAACGCAUUCACACUGGAGAGAAGCCGUACUGGUGUGAACAAUGUGGGGAAACCUUUUCUCGGAGUACUUCCCUCAGGAUUCAUCAGAGAGUUCACACUGGAGAGAAACCUUACAGCUGUGAACAAUGUGGGGCAGCUUUCACACAACAGAGUGCCCUGAAAAGACAUCAACGCAUUCACACUGAAGAGAAGCCGUACAGCUGUGAUCAAUGUGGGGAAACCUUUUCUCGUGGUGAUGGCCUUAAAGCUCACCAGCGCAUUCACACUGGAGAGAAGCCGUACUGGUGUGAACAAUGUGGGGAAACCUUUUCUCAUAGUGGUAGCCUUAAAAAUCAUCAGCGCAUUCACACUGGAGAGAAGCUGUACAGCUGUGAACAAUGUGGGAAAAUCUUUUCUCAUAGUGGUAGCCUUAAAACUCACCAGCGCAUUCACACUGGAGAGAAGCCAUAUUGGUGUGACCAAUGUGGGGAAACAUUUUCUCGCAGUGGUAGCCUUAAAACUCACCAGCGCAUUCACACUGGGGAGAAGCCGUACAGCUGUGAACAAUGUGGGAAAACCUUUUCUCGGAGUUGUCACCUUAAAACUCACCAGCGCAUUCACACUGGAGAGAAGCCGUACUGGUGUGAACAAUGUGGGAAAACCUUUUCUCAGAGUAGUACCCUUAAAAGACACCAGCGCAUU
Etheostoma spectabile (orangethroat darter) is the source of this 1419-nucleotide messenger RNA. RefSeq names its product zinc finger protein 420-like. Gene Ontology annotation, molecular function: RNA polymerase II cis-regulatory region sequence-specific DNA binding; DNA-binding transcription factor activity. The record is from RefSeq and is a predicted model, not a curated record. Lineage: Eukaryota; Metazoa; Chordata; Actinopteri; Perciformes; Percidae. Gene Ontology annotation, biological process: regulation of transcription by RNA polymerase II. The transcript is spliced from 4 exons. The annotation marks the transcript as partial.